AUGAGUUUCGGAAACAGAUUGUUCCUCGUUUCACUCUUUCUUGGAUUUUCCCUCACUCGCUUCGGCUACAGCAACCAAGUUGUGCUGCUGGAUACGACAUCUGUGCUUGGAGAGCUUGGCUGGAAGACGUAUCCUAUAAACGGGUGGGACGCCAUCACGGAGAUGGACGAGCACAACCGGCCCAUCCAUACUUUCCAGGUUUGCAAUGUGAUGGAGCCCAACCAGAACAACUGGCUUCGCUCCAACUGGAUCUCUCGGCAGGCCGCCCAAAAGAUCUACGUGGAGCUUCGCUUCACCCUGCGUGACUGCAACUCCAUCCCUUGGGUGUCUGGUACCUGCAAGGAGACUUUCAACCUCUUCUACCAUGAGACCGAUGAGGCUCACGUUGUCAAAUUCAAGCCCCCACAGUACACCAAGAUAGACACCAUCGCUGCCGAUGAGAGCUUCACUCAGAUGGAUCUCGGAGAUCGCAUCCUCAAGCUCAACACGGAGGUGCGCGAGGUGGGACCCAUGACCAGAAAGGGCUUCUAUCUGGCAUUUCAGGACAUUGGUGCCUGCAUUGCCUUGGUGUCAGUGAGGAUUUACUAUAAGAAAUGUCCGUUCACGCUGAGGAACCUGGCCUCAUUUCCGGACACAGUGCCUCGUGUGGACUCUUCUUCAUUGGUGGAGGUGAGGGGGGCUUGUGUCGACCAUGCUGAAGAAAGAGACACACCCAAACUGUUCUGUGGAGCUGAUGGAGACUGGUUGGUCCCCCUGGGAAGAUGCGUCUGCAGCGUUGCGUAUGAGGAGAUUGAUGGAUCAUGUGCUCCAUGCCACCCAGGCUUCUACAAGGCAUAUGCUGGAAACACCAAGUGUUCAAAGUGCCCUCCGCAUAGUGUCAGCUAUGGAGAAGGAGCUGCUAUCUGCCGCUGUGAGACAGGCUUCUUCAGGUCUGAGAAAGAUCCUCCAACAAUGGCUUGUACACGCCCUCCAUCUCCACCCCGCAACCUGAUGUUUAACCUGAACGACACCUGCCUGAUGCUGGAGUGGUCACCUCCCAGCGACAACGGGGGCCGCCGGGAUCUCACUUACAACGUCCAGUGCAAACGCUGUGGCCCCGAGCCCGACCAGUGCCAUUUCUGUGAGGAGGAGCUCCGUUUCCUACCACGACCUUUGGGCCUGACCAACGCCACUGUCACUGUCAUGGACUUCUCAGCGCACGCCAACUACACCUUUGAGAUCGAGUCCCUCAAUGGUGUUUCAGACUUGAGCUCCUUCCCUCGACAGGUAGCCAUCAUCACCGUCAGCACUGAUCAGGGUGGUCCGUCUCUGAUUGGGACUCUGAAGAAGGACUGGGCUUCUCCAAACAGCAUCGCUCUCUCCUGGCGGCAGCCUGAACAAAUGUCACUAGUCAUCCUCGACUACGAGAUCAAAUAUUAUGAGAAGGAACAUGAGCAGUUGAGCUACUCGUCGACGCGCACCAAGGCUCCCAGUGUGAUCAUCUCGGGUUUAAAACCAGCCACCUCGUAUGUCUUCUGUGUACGCACCCGCACGCCAGCUGGAUACAGCUCCUACACCCACAAAUAUGAAUACAAGACGACCGGAGACUCAACAGACAUUGCCUCUGACCAAGGCCAGGUGUUGGUCCUCGUCACAGCAGCGGUUGGUGGCUUCACUCUGCUCGUCAUCCUCACUCUCUUCCUCCUGAUCACUGGAAGGUGUCAGUGGUACUUUAAGGCCAAGAUAUCUUCAGAGGAGAAAAGGAGGACCAAUUAUCAGAAUGGACAUGUCCCUUUCCCGGGAAUAAAGACCUAUGUGGACCCUGAUACAUAUGAAGACCCGACACAGGCUGUCCACGAGUUCACCAAGGAGAUCGACCCCUCCAGGAUCCGCAUCGAGAGGGUGAUCGGAGCAGGUGAGUUUGGCGAGGUGUGCAGCGGCCGCCUGAGAACACCGGGGAAGAAGGAGAUCGCCGUGGCAAUAAAGACACUGAAGGGGGGCUAUGUGGAACGUCAGAGGCGGGACUUCCUGCGUGAAGCGUCAAUCAUGGGCCAGUUUGACCACCCUAACAUCAUCAGGCUAGAGGGCGUGGUCACAAAAAGCAGGCCAGUGAUGAUUGUGGUGGAGUACAUGGAAAACGGAUCACUGGACUCGUUUCUGAGGCAACAUGACGGUCACUUCACUGUCAUCCAGCUGGUUGGCAUGCUGCGUGGCAUCGCCUCGGGCAUGAAGUAUCUGUCAGACAUGGGCUACGUUCACCGAGACCUGGCGGCUCGAAACAUCCUGGUCAACAGCAACCUGGUGUGUAAAGUGUCCGACUUCGGCCUGUCCCGAGUCCUGGAGGACGACCCGGAGGCUGCCUACACCACAACGGGUGGUAAGAUACCCAUCCGAUGGACUGCUCCCGAGGCCAUCUCAUACCGGAAGUUCUCCUCGGCCAGUGAUGCAUGGAGUUACGGCAUCGUCAUGUGGGAAGUGAUGUCAUAUGGGGAGCGGCCAUACUGGGAAAUGUCCAAUCAGGACGUGAUUCUCUCAAUUGAAGAGGGCUAUCGGCUGCCUGCACCAAUGGGCUGCCCCGUGGCCUUGCACCAACUGAUGCUGCACUGCUGGCAGAAGGAGAGGAGUCAUCGGCCCAAAUUCACCGAUGUUGUUUCCUUCUUGGACAAACUGAUCCGUAACCCCAGCAGCCUGCUGCCACUGGUAGAGGACAUUCAGAGUCUUCAAGAGUCUCCAGGGGAGGACAUGGACUACCCAAUGUUCAUCUCCAUCGGCGACUGGCUGGACUCCAUUAAGAUGAGUCAGUACAAGAGCAAUUUCAUGGCAGCUGGCUACAACACAUUGGAUUCUGUUGCGAGAAUGAGUAUUGAAGAUGUGAGGCGUAUAGGGGUGGAGCUGAUCGGCCACCAGAGGCGGAUCUCCAGCAGCGUACAGACCCUCCGCCUCCAGCUAAUGCACGAACAGGAGAAGGGUUUCCAUGUAUGA
Molecule: messenger RNA, 2961 nt
Organism: Anoplopoma fimbria (sablefish)
Lineage: Eukaryota; Metazoa; Chordata; Actinopteri; Perciformes; Anoplopomatidae
Product: ephrin type-A receptor 6-like
Exons: 17
Coding region: 1-2961 (986 amino acids)
Biological process (GO): cell surface receptor protein tyrosine kinase signaling pathway; axon guidance; protein phosphorylation
Cellular component (GO): neuron projection; plasma membrane
Molecular function (GO): protein binding; ATP binding; transmembrane-ephrin receptor activity
Source: RefSeq, a predicted model, not a curated record